CGCAAUUUCAACAACGGCAACCACAAACCACAAAGCGAAAGGAAGACAAGAAAAGGAGGAACGACAACAAGGAAAUCACAAUUCAAGUCAAAUCGAAGGAAGAAAGUCAGCAAGAGCAAUAAGGAUGAAUCAGUUUGUGCAACGCGUAGCGAACUACAUUGCCAAUGAAGUGCUGAUCAAGGGUUUGGCGAAUUCCAAGACAUUUCAGCGUUUCGCACUUCGCACGGACCAUUCGCUGCAACAGGUUAAGAAGCAAGGCACCGAGUCCUUUGAAGAAAUGACCAAGAGAGCUGCAUCUACCGUCACUGAUGGAAGCAGUAGUGGUGCGGCGAUGGGAACUCCAGGAGGACCUCCAGCGCCACCAUUGCGCGGAUUUCCUGGUUUUAUAAGAGCCUUUUUCAAAGAAGUGCAACGAGAUUUGGGUGGUGGUGGGAAGUAGCUACCGGUAGUAGCUAGGACCUAGCUAGCCAGAAGCUGAUGGUGGUCAGAAGAUUGGCAGAGCUAGUGAUAUUGAAAGA
Molecule: messenger RNA, 518 nt
Organism: Seminavis robusta
Lineage: Eukaryota; Bacillariophyta; Bacillariophyceae; Naviculales; Naviculaceae
Source: the annotation of a GenBank genome assembly